AUGGCCAUGCGGCAGAGCCACGGCUCAGACGAGAAGGAUCUGACAGAGUCCCUCAGAGGGUCCGAGCUCUCCCUGUCACCUCUGCAGCUGCACCAUAGCGGCCGCUACCGCUGUGAGGGCUUGGUGAGGUCCUGGCCAUCAUGGUCAGAAGCAGUGACAGUGACAGUAAAAGUACCCGUGGCCAAUGCCACCAUCACCCACGGUCCCCUGUCACACCAGGUGCUUGCAGGUGACCCCAUGACCCUGCGUUGCUCGGUGCAGUUGGGUUCACCCCCUGUCACAUUCACCUGGCUGCACAACGGGAAGGAGGUGGCCUGGGGUCCCCUCCUGGAGCUCAGGGAUGUUGAUGUGAGACAUUCAGGCACCUACCAGUGCAUGGCGACCAACCAGCUGGAUGGGCACCAUGUGUUCCGAGCACUUAGCCACGAGUUGGCCCUGGAGAUGACACAUCCCUCACCCUGGGAUCUCACGGAGGAGGGGGCCGUGCUGAACACCCACAUCGUGGGCGCUGAGUGGGCAGGGGCUGACCCUGCCCCACCUCGGGAUCCACAAGUGACCAACGCAAAUCUGUCGGGACCUCACAAGGGACAGCUGGACCCCCUUGACUAUGAGAAGAUGCUGUCACAGGCCCAGAACCUCGGCUUGCUUGAGAUCACUCAGCUCCUCGUGGAGCCCCCCUGGAGGCUGGUGGAGCUGUGGGACCAGGUGACAUUGACCUGCCUGGGCUCGGGGACCACUGGUGCCACUACCUGGUACAAAGAUGCACGGCGCUGGUGGCAGGAGGGGCGUAACCUCUUCACUGUCACCGAGAGUGGCACCAACAAAUGUGACAGAUCCAGCAGUGGGCUCAGCCUCCCUGUGAGAGUCUCAGAUGGCAGGCUGGUGCUGCAGGCGCUGGAGCAGGUGCUGCUGGAGGGGGACACAGCGACACUGUGCUUCAGGGGCUGGUGGAACAACCCGAUCACCUCGGUGUCCUUCUACCACGAGGAGGAGCACCUGGUGGAGCUCCACAAUGGGACCAAGCUAUCCCUGUCCCCUCUGCAGCUUCACCACAGCAGCGGCUACCACUGCAGGGGCUGGCUGAAAUAAAGGGCGUGUGAGGUGUCAGCGCCGGUGACACUGACUGUGCACGAGCUCUUCACAGUGCCAGUGCUGGAGGGUCCCACCAAGACAACAAAGGUUUCCCCCCUGACUCUCACCUGCCUCAGCACCCCCAUCCCCCUACGGCCCCAAGCCCCUCUCCUGCAGGUGUUCUACUGGGAUGGGCAGGUGUUGGGGGUCCCACAGAGGUCCCCACAGCUGCUGGUGCCCCCUGUGGGGGUCUCCCACUCGGGGAAUUACAGCUGUGAGGUACGCUCUGAGUGGGGGGCUGUGGCGAAGAGCAGUGCCUGGCUCCGCGUCACAGUGGGCAGGGCUCUGCCCUCAGGGGUGUCCGUGUCAGGGAAGCCCCCUGAGGGACAGGUGUCACUGGGGGACUGCCUGGUGCUGAGCUGCAUGGCGGCCUUGGGGACAGGGCCCCUGUCCUUCUCCUGGCACUGGGAGGUCUUAGGGGCAGUUCUGGGCACUGGCCCCUGUUUGAAGCUGCACCACCCUGGGAACGAAGACAGCAGCCAGUACCGGUGCUGGGUCAUUGAUGGGGACAGCAUGGCCAAGAGCCCCACGAUGAACAUCACUGUCCUGGUGCCCAUGACCAAUGGCACCAUCACCCCAGUCCCCUGUCACACCAGGUGCAUGCAGGUGGACCCUGUGACCCUGCACAGCUUGUUGCAGGUGGGCUCAGCACCUGUCACCUUCACCUGGUUGCACAAUGAGCAGGAGGUGGCCCGAUGUCCCCUCCUGGAGCUUGUGGGUGUUGAUGUGGGAAUUUCAGGCACCUACCACUGCAUGGCCACCAACCUGCUGGAUGGGCACUAUGUGUUCCAGGCACUCAGCCCAGAGCUGGCCCUGGAGGUAACACCCCAGCAUCAAAGGGACAUAGGGCCCCACCCAGCUUCUUUGGAGGAGGGGGAGGUGCUGGACACCAAAGAUGUGAUCACCAAGAGGGCAGGAAAGAAUCCAGGGGCUCCCCAUUCCCCCUCUCAGUACCCCUAUGAUCCCAGGGGCUCCUACCAGUAA
Serinus canaria (Common canary) is the source of this 2115-nucleotide messenger RNA. RefSeq names its product Fc receptor-like protein 3. NCBI's taxonomy places the organism in Eukaryota, Metazoa, Chordata, Aves, Passeriformes, Fringillidae. Gene Ontology annotation, molecular function: transmembrane signaling receptor activity. The record is from RefSeq and is a predicted model, not a curated record. Gene Ontology annotation, biological process: cell surface receptor signaling pathway.